UCCAGUAUUCAGGCCCAAUGACCAUUUUUGGUUUGAUAGAAAGCAAACGAAAAGGAAGGAAAAAGAAACCAAUAGAACAAUCGACGUUGCUAGGUCAUGGAUCGGAACUCGUUUGCCUGCACAAAAUUCUGAAUACUGAGACUCUACCAUUACCCAAUCUUGUUCAAACAGGAAGUUUUACGGAUUGUGAACUUAAGAUGGAAGGAAUGGAGCAGUGGAAAAACGAGGCGAAGCAAUGGUUGCAACAAGGGAUUGAAUAUGCCUAUCAGAUACCUCCCACUCAGCUCUAUGCCGCUGCUGCGGUUUUGCUUCUCACCACCCUUUUCUUCUUAAUCGUUCGCUUGUUCAAACGUCCAAAAUCUAGUACCAUUGUGCUCUCUGGGCUCUCUGGGAGUGGGAAAACUGUCCUUUUCUAUCAACUUCAAGAUGGUUCUUCACAUCAGGGCACAGUCACUUCAAUGGAACCAAACGAGGGAACUUUUAUUCUACAUUCUGAAAGCUCUAAGAAAGGCAAAAUAAAGCCUGUUCAUCUUGUUGAUGUUCCUGGGCAUUCUCGCCUUCGACCCAAACUGGAUGAGUUCUUGCCUCAAGCUGCUGGAAUAGUAUUUGUUGUAGAUGCUUUGGAAUUCUUGCCGAACUUGCGUGGAGUUUCAGAGUAUCUUUAUGAUAUUUUGACCAAGGCAAGUGUAGUGAAAAGGAAAGUUCCAGUUCUCAUUUGUUGUAACAAGGCUGACAAAGUGACGGCACAUACCAAGGAGUUCAUCCGAAAACAAUUGGAGAAAGAAAUUGACAAACUGCGAGUAUCAAGAAGUGGAAUAUCAGAAGCUGAUGUUGCAAAUGACUUCACUCUUGGGAUCCCUGAGGAGGCAUUUUCAUUCUCUCAUUGCAGUAACAAAGUCACCAUUGCCGAAUCUUCUGGUUUGACGGGCGACAUAUCUCAGGUGGAACAGUUCAUCAGAGAACAUGUCUUUCCCUAGGCUCAUGUUCUACUGUUCUAUGGAAGCCGGUUAUUUAUUCCCUCUUGAUUGUUGGAAAAAACUCAAGGGUCCCACAAGGAACCACCUUAAUUUGCCAGAGGAAAGUGGAGAAAAGCGAGGCAUGGUUGGUUAGUUCUCUUGAAACAAUCAUAACAAAACGAUCAAGACAAAUGGGGAUUUUUUUUUUCUUUUUUUUUUUGAGCCUAUUGAUAAUGAACUCUCUCUUCUUUCUCUCUCUUUUUUCCCUGUUUCCACUUGCCCUUUCAGUCUCUCUCUUGGGAUGCGUUCUCACUGAAAAUUCUAAUCUUAACACGUUUCUUCUUUGAUCUUUUAUUAUUUUAUGAAGCCAACCAUGUGUUUCACGAGAGAGGGACUAUGAACUCCCGGUUCUUGUAAUAAUUUUCUAGUGUUUUCUUUGGUUCUUUGUAGGCUGACCUAAUGAUUGGUUGGGAUUUAAUUGUCCUUUUUGUUCAAGAGCAUGUCAAUAACUUUUUCAAAUGUUGUGAUUUUCAUUUUACA
Molecule: messenger RNA, 1496 nt
Organism: Manihot esculenta (cassava)
Lineage: Eukaryota; Viridiplantae; Streptophyta; Magnoliopsida; Malpighiales; Euphorbiaceae
Product: signal recognition particle receptor subunit beta
Exons: 7
Coding region: 18-977 (319 amino acids)
Biological process (GO): protein targeting to ER
Cellular component (GO): signal recognition particle receptor complex
Source: RefSeq, a predicted model, not a curated record